ACGCCAACCUAAGAAUAAACAAAAGAGAGGAAGGCAAUUCUCAGAGGGAGGAAAUUUAGAGAACUUAACGACACAAAUGUUUUAGCGAAACAUGGUCGUUGUUCGAAGCAACUUUCUAUGCCUCUUUCUCAUAUUUUUAUCAUUAGCUCCUUCCUCUCAUUCAAUAUCUGAAGCUGAAGCACUUCUACAAUUUAAGGCAUCAAUCACCAAUGCAAGGGCUCUCGAUUCUUGGACACCGGAUACAUUACCCUGCCCUCCUCAAGGGAACGCUUGGGUCGGUCUCAAUUGCGCAAAUGGACAAGUCAGAACAAUUACUCUUUUUAACAUGGGACUUGCAGGUAAAAUUGACAUUGUGCCAUUGGAACAGCUGUCAGGCCUUAAAUUCAUCAUUAUGGCAAACAAUUCAUUUGAAGGUGAAAUACCUGCAUUUAAUCGUCUCGCUGAUCUUAAAGCUUUUUAUAUUUCUAGUAAUAAAUUUUCUGGGGAGAUUCCUUCUGAUUACUUUGCCAAUAUGAAAGCUUUGAAAAAACUCUGGCUUGACAACAAUAAUUUUUCUGGGAAAAUCCCCGAGUCUAUUACACAACUUCCAAUUCUCAGGGAACUACGUAUUGAAAACAACCAAUUCUCGGGUCCAAUUCCACCACUAAAACAAGAUUCAUUAGCUGAUCUUGACGUGUCUAACAACAAGCUUGAAGGGGAAAUCCCUGAGUAUUUGGUAAAAUUUAAUGCAACGGCUUUCAAGAACAAUCCUGGCUUAUGUAAUGAAAAACUAGGAAUGAAAUGCACUAAUGGAGCGCCACCUCCUGAAAUUGAUGCAGUUGACGCACCAGAUUCACCAUUCAGUCGAUCUCCACCACAACUAGAUACUAACAAAUCUUUACGAGUAACAUGGGUUGUUCUUGCAAUUGUGAUCAUCCUUCUAGCACUAACUAUCUUCUUUAAGACCGAUAAAAAGGAAGAUAGUUUUGCUCCAUUAGGGAAAGAAAACCUUGAUGAAACUGUACAAGUACAUAUUCCAAGCCCCAAGAGAACUUUGAGCUCAUCAUCAUCUAAAAACAGAAUGGGAGGAUCAGCUAACUACUCUAGGAAAAGCGGGGCGAGUAAUGCAGGAGGCAAAUUAGGAAGUGAUCUAGUAGUGAUAAAUGAUGAAAAGGGAGUGUUUGGGAUGUCUGAUUUAAUGAAGGCAGCGGCCGAGGUUCUAGGGAAUGGAGGGUUGGGAUCAGCCUAUAAAGCAAUGAUGUCAAAUGGGGUAUCCGUCGUUGUGAAGAGGAUGAGGGAAAUGAAUGCAAUGACCAAGGAAACGUUUGAUACAGAGAUGAGGCGGAUUGGUUCACUGAAGCACAAUAAUAUAUUGACACCUUUAGCAUAUCAUUACAGGAAAGAUGAGAAAUUAAUGGUGUCUGAGUUUGUUCCUAAAGGCAGCUUGUUAUACAUUUUGCAUGGUGACCGUGGUGUGUCUCAUUCGGAGCUAAAUUGGGCAACAAGGUUAAAGAUUAUCCAAGGAAUAGCGAGAGGGAUGGGUUACCUUCAUUCUGAAUUCUCUUCAUAUGAACUUCCUCAUGGCAAUCUCAAAUCCAGCAAUGUACUUCUUGGUUCAAACUACAAGCCCCUUCUAUCGGACUAUGCAAUGUAUCCAUUAGUCAACAAUACUCAAUCGGCACAAGCUAUGUUUGCUUUUAAAUCUCCUGAAGCAGUUUUAUACCAACAAGUCUCCCACAAAAGUGAUGUCUACUGUCUCGGAAUCCUCAUUCUUGAAAUCCUAACUGGCAAGUUCCCUUCUCAGUAUCUCAACAACCAAAAAGGUGGCACUGAUGUGGUUCAAUGGGUCCGAACAUCAUUGUCUGAAAAACGCGAGUCAGAAUUGAUUGACCCUGAAAUAGCUGGAGCUUCAGCCGCUUCACUUGAUCAGAUGGUGAAACUAUUGCACAUUGGAGCUGCUUGUACCGAAAAUGAUCAAGAUCGAAGAUUAGACAUGAAAGAAGCAAUCAGGAGGAUAGAAGAGAUACAAGCCUAAGAAUCCUGCAUCAUAAUCUCUCCUGCUAAGGAUUGAAAAGUGGUAUGAAAACAAACAUUUUCACAACUAUCUUCCAAAUUUCAACUUCCACUUGCUAAAAUCUUGAGAAUAGGCCAUGCAUUCUCGGAGGUGCUCAAUCCUGACACAAUGUCUUGAGUGAUGUGGCGACGGGACAUCAUCACAUACAUCUUCUCAUCAAUUAAACAACUGUUAGGGUCGCGUGAUUAGUGUAUCAUUUGAUAAAUAUUUUUGAGAUCUUUGGUAUUUUUCGGGUGACCAAGAACAUGAUCAGAACUUUUGUUAGGACAAGAAAGGAAGAGUAUAAAAGAACACAUAGAUUAAGCCUCAGAUUGUACAUCAUUUCAAUUUAGUUAUUGUCUAUAUUGUGAAAUUUUUCUCAUUAAACACU
Daucus carota subsp. sativus is the source of this 2423-nucleotide messenger RNA. RefSeq names its product pollen receptor-like kinase 3. Lineage: Eukaryota; Viridiplantae; Streptophyta; Magnoliopsida; Apiales; Apiaceae. Gene Ontology annotation, molecular function: protein binding; protein kinase activity; ATP binding. The coding region runs from base 92 to 2014 and encodes 640 amino acids. The record is from RefSeq and is a predicted model, not a curated record. Gene Ontology annotation, biological process: protein phosphorylation. The transcript has 2 exons.